Jaculus jaculus (lesser Egyptian jerboa) is the source of this 5187-nucleotide messenger RNA. It is a transcript of the gene Neurl4, whose product is annotated as neuralized E3 ubiquitin protein ligase 4. Gene Ontology annotation, molecular function: ubiquitin protein ligase activity. The record is from RefSeq and is a predicted model, not a curated record. NCBI's taxonomy places the organism in Eukaryota, Metazoa, Chordata, Mammalia, Rodentia, Dipodidae. The transcript has 29 exons. Bases 1 to 4701 code for a protein of 1566 amino acids.
AUGGUGGCGGGGUCGGGUGGGAGUGGGGGCUCUGGGGCAGGCCCCGGGCCGGGGCCGGGGCCGGGGCCGGGCGGGGGUGGGGGUCCUGGCGGCGGCGGUGGGCCAGGACUGGGGUCCGGCGGGGGUCUCGGCAGUGGCGGGGAGCUGCACCCGCGCACUGGGCGCUUGGUGAGCCUGUCGGCCUGCGGGCGUACGGCGCGGCGACAGCAGCCGGGCCAGGAGUUUAACCACGGGCUGGUGCUGAGCCGGGAGCCGCUGCGCGACGGACGCGUCUUCACCGUGCGCAUCGACCGCAAGGUCAACUCCUGGAGUGGCUCCAUUGAGAUCGGGGUGACAGCGCUGGACCCUGGUGUGCUGGACUUCCCAAGCAGUGCCACAGGGCUGAAGGGGGGCUCGUGGGUAGUGUCCGGCUGCUCGGUACUGAGGGAUGGGCGCUCUGUGCUGGAGGAAUAUGGCCAGGAUCUGGACCAGCUUGGAGAAGGGGACCGUGUAGGUGUGGAGCGCACAGCUGCUGGGGAGCUCCGGCUCUGGGUGAAUGGGCGGGAUUGUGGUGUGGCUGCCACGGGCUUGCCUGCCCGUGUCUGGGCCGUGGUUGACCUUUAUGGCAAGUGCACCCAAAUCACCGUGCUCCCUCCUGAGCCAAGCUUCAGCCCCCCUGCUCCCAUCCCCACACCGUCCCUUGAGACGUUGGCCCCUCCAGAAGAUUCUGCCUUGGUGGAUCAGGGGACCUCUGGGGAUGAAGCCUUCUCGGUGUCCCCAGCACAGGCCCGGCCGGAGACGUUUCCUAACAGCCUUGAGUCGCAUAAUGACUUUGCCAGCAUGGAGCUCUCUGAGGUGGUCAGUAAUGCCAUCCUAUCUGCCUACAAUGGGGGGCUCCUGAAUGUGAACCUGAGCUCCCCCCCAGCAGGGGAUGGACUGGAAACCAGUGGAGCUGCCACCUCACCCAUCCUUACCUCCAAUGACGCCCUACUCUUUCAUGAGAAGUGUGGGACUCUCAUCAAACUCAGCAACAAUAAUAAGACGGCUGAGCGCCGGAGGCCCCUUGAUGAAUUCAACAACGGGGUUGUCAUGACCAACCGCCCACUUCGGGACAAUGAAAUGUUUGAGAUCCGUAUUGACAAACUUGUAGAUAAGUGGUCGGGCUCCAUCGAGAUUGGUGUCACUACCCACAACCCCAACAGUUUGGAGUAUCCAGCCACCAUGACCAACCUCCAGUCAGGCACCAUCAUGAUGAGUGGCUGUGGGAUCCUAACUAAUGGCAAGGGUACCCGCCGGGAAUACUGUGAAUUCAGUCUGGACGAGUUGCAGGAGGGUGACCAUAUUGGCCUCACAAGGAAGUCCAACUCUGCCUUGCACUUCUUCAUUAAUGGCAUUGAUCAGGGUGUAGCUACCCCAUUGACACCACCUGUGGUGUAUGGUGUGGUAGACUUGUACGGGAUGGCUGUGAAGGUGACCAUUGUCCACAAUAAUAACCACAGUGACCGUCUGCGUCGGAACAAUGCCAUCCUGCGGGCUCUGUCCCCCGAGGGCGCUCUCCGCCGCGCUGCUCCUGCUACCCAGGCAGAACCUGAGCGCCUACUCUUCCACCCCAACUGUGGGCAGAAGGCAGCCAUCACCCACGAGGGACGCACUGCCCUGAGGCCCCAUGCCACUGAUGACUUCAAUCAUGGCGUGGUACUGAGCAGCAGAGCACUCCGGGACGGAGAGGUGUUCCAGGUGCGCAUUGACAAGAUGGUGGACAAAUGGGCUGGCUCUAUUGAGAUUGGUGUCACCACUCAUAACCCUGCCUAUCUCCAGUUGCCCUCUACUAUGACCAACUUGCGCUCUGGGACCUGGAUGAUGACAGGGAAUGGCGUAAUGCACAAUGGAACAACCAUUCUGGAUGAAUAUGGACACAACCUAGACCGCCUAAAGGCAGGGGACACGGUGGGCGUGGUACGGAGGGAGGACGGGACUCUGCACUUCUUUGUCAAUGGGAUGACUCAGGGCCCUGCUGCCUGGAAUGUGCCCCCGGGUGUCUACGCUGUCGUUGAUCUCUAUGGCCAGGCUGCCCAGGCCACCAUUGUGGACGACGUGGAGGUGCCUCCAGUCCCUGAGCCACUCCCUGAAGGGAACAACCAGGUGUCUCCAAGUUCCCCUUCCUCAGCCGCUGGAGGCUCCGACCUGCGCUUCCACCAGCUGCACGGCAGCAAUGCCGUCAUCACUAACGGAGGCCGCACCGCUCUCCGCCAUAACUGCCGCAGCGAAUUCAACGAUGCCAUUGUCAUUUCCAACCGGGCCCUCCGGGAUGGAGAACUGUUUGAAAUUGUCAUUCAGAAGAUGGUAGAUCGCUGGUCAGGCUCCAUUGAAGCUGGAGUGACUGCUAUUCGGCCUGAAGACCUGGAAUUUCCUAACACCAUGACGGACAUUGACUAUGAUACGUGGAUGCUGAGUGGUACAGCCAUCAUGCAAGAUGGUAACACAAUGCGGAACAACUACGGAUGUGAUCUGGACGCCCUGGGCACCGGGGCGCGUAUUGGCAUGAUGCGAACUGCCAAGGGGGACCUGCACUACUUCAUCAACGGCCAGGACCAAGGCGCUGCCUGCUCAGGCUUGCCUCCGGGUAAAGAAGUGUAUGCCGUUGUGGAUCUCUAUGGCCAGUGUGUCCAAGUAUCCAUCACCAAUGCUACAGGGCCCAUGGACAAUAGCCUGGCGACCAGCAAUACUGCCACUGAGAAGUCAUUCCCUCUUCACUCCCCAGUGGCGGGUGUGGCUCAUCGAUUCCACAGCACGUGUGGCAAGAAUGUCACUCUGGAGGAAGAUGGCACAAGGGCAGUGCGAGUGGCUGGCUAUGCUCAUGGUCUUGUCUUUAGCACCAAGGAGCUCAAAACUGAAGAAGUCUUUGAGGUGAAAGUGGAAGCGCUGGAUGAGAAGUGGGCAGGUUCCCUCCGGCUGGGGCUGACCACACUAGCACCAGGGGAGAUUGGGCCUGGAGCAGGUGGUGGCCCAGGAUUGCCGCCUUCCCUGCCAGAACUGCGAACUAAGACCACCUGGAUAGUGUCUAGCUGUGAAGUGAAGCGCGAUGGGCAGCUCCAGAGGAUGAACUAUGGCCGUGACCUAGAGAGGCUGGGGGUGGGGAGCCGUGUGGGCAUUUGUCGGGGGGCAGAUGACACAAUGCACAUCCUGGUGGAUGGAGAGGAUAUGGGGCCUGCAGCCACCGGCAUUGCCAAGAAUGUGUGGGCUGUGUUGGAUCUGUAUGGGCCGGUACGCAGUGUGUCCAUUGUCAGUUCCACCAGGCUGGAGGAAGCAGAAGGCACCCAGCCACCUUCUCCCAGCUCUGACACUGGCAGUGAAGGCGAGGAGGACGAUGAGGGCGAGGAGCGUGGGCUGGGGGAACAGAAUCAAGUGGGUAUUAUGCCUACAGUCCUUGAGUUCCUGGAGAACCACGGGAAGAAUAUCCUCUUGUCCAAUGGGAACCGUACAGCCACGCGGGUGUCCAGCUACAAUCAGGGCAUUGUUGUCCUCAGCCAGCCCUUGGUGCCCCAGCUGCUUGUCCAGGUGCGGAUUGACUUCUUGAACCGACAGUGGACAUCUUCCCUUGUCCUGGGAGUCAUCACCUGCCCACCCGAGAGGCUCAACUUCCCCGCCUCUGCUUGUGCCCUCAAGCGGUCAGCCUGGCUACUACGGGGCCGUGGUGUCUUCCACAAUGGCCUCAAGAUCUGUGAGAAGUUUGGGCCAAAUCUCGACGCAUGUCCUGAAGGCACCGUCCUGGGACUGCGGCUAGACUGCUCUGGAGGGCUGCAUCUCCACGUCAACGGGGUGGACCAGGGCGUAGCGGUGCCGGACGUGCCCCAGCCCUGCCACGCACUUGUGGACCUCUACGGGCAGUGUGAGCAGGUGACAAUUGUGACUCCUGAACCAGGGGCUGCCAGUGGAAAGGGUGCUGGAACCCAAGGGGACAUGGAAAAAGCUGAUAUGGUAGAUGGCAUCAAGGAGAGCGUGUGCUGGGGCCCACCACCUGCCGCUAGCCCCCUCAAGAGCUGCGAGUAUCACGCUCUUUGCUCCCGUUUCCAAGAACUGCUGUUGCUUCCGGAGGAUUAUUUCAUGCCUCCACCAAAGCGCAGCUUAUGCUACUGUGAGUCUUGCCGGAAGCUGCGAGGAGAUGAGGCCCACAGGCGCCGAGGAGAACCCCCGCGGGAAUAUGCCCUGCCUUUUGGCUGGUGCAGGUUCAAUCUCAGGGUGAAUCCCCGCCUGGAAGCUGGGACACUAACCAAGAAGUGGCACAUGGCAUAUCAUGGGAGUAAUGUAGCAGCCAUAAGAAGGGUGCUGGAUCGAGGAGAGCUGGGAGCAGGUACUGCCUCCAUCCUGAGCUGCCGGCCCUUGAAGGGAGAGACUAGAGUGGGCUUUGAGGAGCCUGGUGAGAACUGUGCACCUCCCCGAGAGGAGCAGCCGCCUCCAGUACUGCUCUCCCCCUCCCUUCAGUAUGCUGGGGCUGAGGCCCUGGCCUCCAAAGUGCAAUUCCGGGACCCCAAAUCCCAGCGGACACACCAGGCUCAGGUGGCCUUUCAAGUGUGUGUACGACCUGGCUCCUACACUCCUGGCCCUCCUUCUGCUGCCCUCAGAGAACCUCCUGACCAGCACUUCAGCCCAGCAGAACUGGAAUGGGUCACUAAAGAGAAAGGAGCCACCCUCCUCUAUGCCCUGCUGGUACGGGUGGAAUGAGGGGUAAACACCACUACCACAAGCACAGCUGGGCCUGAGCCCAGAACCUGAGUGAAGACUGCCUCCACCUCAUUCCAGAGACUGUGGCAUGCACAGGUGCUUCACUGGCAGACGCCAGAGCAUAUAGGCAGGUUUUGAUGACGACCAGAAGUGGGGCGCUAUCUCCACCAAUGGACCCAGCAAGCUCCCUCUGCUGGGAAGAAACUUGCGGGGAGCCCAGCUCCAGGCCCUGGGUACCCCCUUCAUGCACUGACUUGGGGAACACGACUCCCUAUUACUCCCCUCCCCAUAUCACUUAAUUUAUUUCCGUUUUUGUUUCUGGUUACUGUGAAUCCCUGGAGUCCCCCUGUGCCCACACGAAGCUGCUUUUUCCAGGGCCACGGGACGGGAGUGGGGAAGGAAGGGCGGGCAGAAGGAAGACGCGGGCCCUCUGUACAGUUGUUACUGACUCUGAUUUCUAAGGAGCCAAUAAAUGCCGUCUCAGAA